AUGUGUAUAAGAGACAGGGUCGAGUCAAGCACUGGAAUAGCUGGUGAGAAUGUGUUUGAAGACAUCGUUACGAAGUACGGAGGACGAAUUUUGAGGAGAUACAAACACAUCUUUAAAGGCGUUUCAUUGGAGCUGAAAUCAAAAGCUUUGGAUAAGAUUCGAAGACUUGCGAUAGUCGACUUUAUUGAAGAGGACGGCGUGGCUACCAUCGAUUCUGUGGCCUCGUGGGGUUUGGAUAGGAUUGAUCAAGAGCAACUCCCAAUUGAUGGUGUCUACCAGCACAACCUUGGCGAUGGAAAAAAUGUCCAUGUGUAUAUAUUAGACACUGGCUUGAAUGCUGCCCACGAAGACUUUGAAGGCCGUGCAAGCAUAACUACAGAAAUGGACAUGUACGGAGGAACAGGAGAUGAUUGUCAAGGCCACGGUACCCACUGCGCGGGUACGGUGGGAAGCAAGACAUAUGGAGUGGCACCUGGAGUACAGUUGUAUGGUGUUAGAGUUCUGAAAUGUAAUGGUGCAGGUUCAUAUUCUGUCAUCAUGCAAGGAAUGGAUUGGGUUGCAAAGAAUCACCAAUCGCCGGCAGUGGCAUCAAUUUCAAUUGGUGGAAGUUACUCACGAUUAAUGAACGAAGCAGCAAAUGCGCUAGUCAAAGCAGGUGUCACUGUCGUUGUAGCGGCGGGCAAUGACAACACAGACGCUUGCAAUAGAUCUCCAGCAAGUUCCGGUGAUGUUAUAACUGUAGCAGCCUCGAAUAAAAAUGAUAACAAACCAACUUGGUCCAAUUAUGGGGAAUGUGUUAACAUCUUUGCACCAGGCGCGGGAAUACCAUCCACGUAUAUCGGUAGCACGACAGCUAUGAAAACCAGUAGCGGAACAUCAAUGGCUACUCCACAUGUUGCAGGGGUGGCAGCUCUGAUUCUUGGACAAGACUCAACAUUGACGCCGGCCGAUGUGAAAUCUCGUAUUGAGGAUGCGGCUACUAAAGAUAUGUUGGUGGAUCUUGAUUCAGCACAGAAAUCACCAAACCUUCUUCUUUGUAUUCCAAAGGACAAGCCUACGCCUCUUCCAAAAAUAAAUAUUUUGUGAGCUUUGUGUCAUGCUAAACCGCCUUAAUUACGAUGACGUCAAAAGUAUUGCGAUUUGCAAAUUUAUUAAACAUUGAUGAGUAGUAAUGUGAAUGUGUCGUUUGGUUUAUUAAAUUCAUUCUAAAAUAA
Molecule: messenger RNA, 1214 nt
Organism: Anneissia japonica
Lineage: Eukaryota; Metazoa; Echinodermata; Crinoidea; Comatulida; Comatulidae
Product: aqualysin-1-like
Exons: 7
Coding region: 1-1086 (361 amino acids)
Biological process (GO): proteolysis
Molecular function (GO): serine-type endopeptidase activity
Source: RefSeq, a predicted model, not a curated record